Messenger RNA from Poecilia reticulata (guppy), 413 nucleotides. RefSeq names its product centromere protein X (gene cenpx). NCBI's taxonomy places the organism in Eukaryota, Metazoa, Chordata, Actinopteri, Cyprinodontiformes, Poeciliidae. The record is from RefSeq and is a predicted model, not a curated record. Gene Ontology annotation, cellular component: FANCM-MHF complex; Fanconi anaemia nuclear complex. Gene Ontology annotation, molecular function: protein heterodimerization activity. Gene Ontology annotation, biological process: resolution of meiotic recombination intermediates; replication fork processing; DNA repair.
UUAACAGCCAAUCCGGUGCACAGCGUCAACACUGGCUGCGUGAAAACAUGGCGGAUAAAGAGGAAGAAAUCUGCUUCAAAAAGGAAACCGUGAGCAAACUCCUGUGCAGUUCCUUUAAAGAGGACAAAACCAGAUUAGGCACUGAAGCUACGCUACUCAUGAGAGAAAUGCUGAAAGUAUUUGUGCAAGAGGCCGCUCUGAGAUCGCUGAAACAAGCUGAAUCUGAGGAUUGCAGCCAAAUUGAGAUUGAGCAUUUUGAAAAGGUCCUGCCUCAGCUGCUUCUGGAUUUUUAGUUGAACCACAAGAUGGAGCCAGAGGGCAGCUAACAAGUUGCUACAAGAUUUUGUUUUUGAGAUUUUUUUUUCUUCUUCAGUAAAAAUACCUUCCAAAUUAAAUCUGAGGUCACAUUGAUA